AUGGACGUCGAACCAUACUCUGCCGAAAGCUCUAUUGCUAGUUUCUUUGCAGCUCAUGCACCUGUAACGCGAGAACAAUGCGACGAAUACGCCGUGCACCUUGCCGGGGGCACGGCAACCGCUGUCCCCAUCCAGGGCUCGUUUAGCUACACAGUCAUGGCAGGAGAUGGCAAAACCAAGAUCAUUCAGUUUCGGGAUCCAAGCUCGGACUUGGACAGAAAGGUUUUGGAUCUGGCUGGACGCGUUCAUCAAGGGAUUGUGCCGUCGUAUACUUUUCACGGUCUAUUUUGUGACCGGCUUCCUGUCUAUGCGAUGGAAAAGCUCUCUGGAACUCCUUAUGUUUAUGUUAAACACAUUGAUCCAUUGUCUGAUACAAGUUCAGAACAUUCCACUACUGUGGGAGAUUUUGCCAAGUUCUUUGCGACAUCCUGGAAUCAAGGGCAAGACAUAGACCCAAGUGCAGCAGAAGCCAUGCACCGUGAUUACCAGUCAAGGUUUGAGCUUUUGUCUGAAAAAACUGGUCACAUUACUGGCAUCAUCGACUGGCCCGAGGCUACUAUAUCUCCAUUCGGGAUGUCUCUAUGGGGACUGGAGAACCUUCUCGGCUUCAUGGACCAUAACGGAUGGCACUACUACACCAAUUCUGACACGCUUAGGAGCCUAUUCUGGGAGGAGUUUGAGCGUACGUCAACCAAGAGUCUUUCGUCAGACGAUAAGCGGGCAAUUCAGAUUGCGAGAAUGGCUGGCCUGUUCCUCCUCCACGGGUUUUCCUGGUCGACAGGGGGACGAGAGGUUGUGAAAGAGAGUAGCAUGUCUUUCAAAUAUCUGCAAGCAUUUUGCGCAACAAACGAUUCUAGUUUAUGA
Molecule: messenger RNA, 864 nt
Organism: Talaromyces rugulosus
Lineage: Eukaryota; Fungi; Ascomycota; Eurotiomycetes; Eurotiales; Trichocomaceae
Exons: 3
Coding region: 1-864 (287 amino acids)
Source: RefSeq, a predicted model, not a curated record